CUUGUAAAUACAACUCAGACAAGCUGUAUCCCUGCGCACCCGAUAAUCAGUUCCAGUGGCAAGUGUUUUCCGUACUAUUUCCCCAAUGGGUACUGUAAAAAUGUCUUGGCUAAUACCUCUCUUUUUGCCAAUUUUUUGGAACAGAAAGGUACUGAGGAUACUCUGACUUUUAUGGAUAAUGGUCGAAAGUUGUUAGAAGCUCAUGGUAGAAUAAUUAUAAGCAAGGCUUGUCUGAGAAUCUACUUCAUAGCGAACUGUCCAGAGUAUUUCCCAAUAUGUGAUGUGACUUCUAAUAAGGUGAUGGGAAGACCAAUUUGCAGAGAAAGUUGCGAAUAUGUCUCUAAAGUCUGCGCCAAGGAGCUGGAAAUGGCUAAAGGCUAUAAUAAGAAACAAGCUGGAUCAGGGUAUCCUCUGGUCUGGAUCCUCGUCAACUGCACUGAUUUUAAGUACCGUAAUGGUGGAGACAACCCAGAGUGCUACUAUCCGAGGGAAAUGAACUUAAAUGUCCUCAAUAUAGCCAGAAUUUCAUUUCUUCCAAAACGAGCAAGGGUAAACUUGAUAGCUGAAACAGACAAGAUUCAAAAUAAAGAAUGUUAUUACGGAAAUGGUCUCGGUUACCGCGGAACAAUUAGUACGACAAAAUCAGGUCACGUGUGUCAGGCGUGGUCAUCACAAUGUCCUCAUCGUCACGAUCAUCCAUUGGCUGAAUAUCCUGAACUGGUUAAUGCUUCCAAUUGGUGCCGCAAUCCAGGAGGCCAGGCACCUAACGGUCCAUGGUGCUAUACGUCCAAAUGUAUAGGAAAAGAAAAAUCUGAAAACCAAGAUGUGCCAAUUGCAGCAAUAUUAGUACCUGUUGUGGUCAUGKCAGUCGUUCUAAUCGGAGUGGGUAUUCUGUUUUGGAGAUGGAUGCGCAAGAAAAAGGAAGAAGAGAAGGAACUUAGAGAAAGAAUUCAAAGACUAAGUGAAAACCCAUAUGAGUCAGCAGUGGACUGGUUUGAUCUACUAAAAAUUAAUGUCAUCAAGCAAUGGUGGGAGAUUCCUCGUGAUGAUUUGACUCUUGAAAACGUUCUCGGGUCGGGUGCCUUUGGUGUUGUAAAGAAAGGCUAUUUGAAGAAGGGAAUCAAAGGGAAAGGAGAUGAUAUCAUGCAAUGUGCUGUCAAGAUGUUGAAAGAAAACCCAUCUGAACGUGAGUURCGCGACUUAUGCAGCGAAAUUAACAUAAUGUGCAAAAUUGGAGAUCACCCGAACGCCGUGAGCCUUAUUGGUGCGUGCACGAUUAACGGACCUCCUUUGCUUGUGGUGAAAUUUGCCCCAAAUGGCUGCCUCCUUGACUACCUCAAAGAAAACCGGCCAUUACCUGAUUAUGAAAACCAAAAGACAGAUCGUAAAGUAAUCAGCGAAAAGGAGCGACUGACGUUUGCAUACGAGAUCGCUCAAGGGAUGUCACAUCUUGAAAAACAUAUGUAUGUCCACCGUGACUUAGCUGCUCGUAACAUCUUGCUUGGUAAGGACAUGAAUGCUAUGGUUUCGGACUUUGGCCUAUCACGAGACAUUUACGAUGUUGGGAUAUAUGAGAACACAGCAGGGGUAUGUACACCGAAAUAGUACUUUUACCAU
Molecule: messenger RNA, 1617 nt
Organism: Exaiptasia diaphana
Lineage: Eukaryota; Metazoa; Cnidaria; Anthozoa; Actiniaria; Aiptasiidae
Product: inactive tyrosine-protein kinase transmembrane receptor ROR1-like
Exons: 10
Coding region: 172-1605 (477 amino acids)
Biological process (GO): multicellular organism development; protein phosphorylation; positive regulation of kinase activity
Cellular component (GO): signaling receptor complex
Molecular function (GO): transmembrane receptor protein tyrosine kinase activity; protein binding; ATP binding
Source: RefSeq, a predicted model, not a curated record